Trematomus bernacchii (emerald rockcod) is the source of this 5383-nucleotide messenger RNA. Its product is annotated as histone deacetylase 7-like. The coding region runs from base 387 to 3191 and encodes 934 amino acids. The record is from RefSeq and is a predicted model, not a curated record. Gene Ontology annotation, molecular function: histone deacetylase activity. Gene Ontology annotation, biological process: chromatin organization; negative regulation of transcription by RNA polymerase II. Gene Ontology annotation, cellular component: histone deacetylase complex. The transcript is spliced from 25 exons. Lineage: Eukaryota; Metazoa; Chordata; Actinopteri; Perciformes; Nototheniidae.
AGCAGCUCUCGGUGACGGAGCUCAGUCUUUAUCUUACAUAAAAACCGAGGCGUUUUUAAAGUUUUAGCUUAGCUAUCCGUGUAGCAGCUUUGACAGAGACGCGUGCUAACUAACGGCUGGAACCAACGUUUUGAUUUUAAACACCAGGCAGCUAAACUGACACUAAAACGACCGGAGCAGCUUAGUCAAAGUAACAAGGACAUUCAGUGGGACGAAGUUUUGAUCUGUUUUUCUUUUUUCUUACUUGCUAUAGCUGCCUUAAACCUGGCUGUCAGAUUCUCCAGUGUGGCAUGAAGUUGGAAAUACGUCGCGUUUGAACGUCACCUCCAAACGUGGCUGUGAUCAUCAGCAACCAGGUUUCAUUUCCCCUACAUGGGGAGCAGCCCAUGGACCUCAGUGUGACCCAGAGGCUGUUACAUCCAGUCUUAGAUUCGGCCAUGCUGGCCCCCCACCCUCCCUUUUUCCUGGGACCCCUCACCUCUCAGCACUGCUCCCAGUUUUCCCAGCAGCACUUGCAGUAUAACAUGGAGUUGGAGAAAAGAGAAGAGCUACAACAGCUGAUACAAAAGAGUAAAAAUGAACACAGUGCUGUGGCCAGUCCUCUGGUAAAACAGAAACUUCGGGAACACAUCAUUAUGAAGAACCAUCCCACCCAUGACAGGCUCACCCCCACCCGCAGCAGUCCUUCCCCAGGAUACAGGCUCCCGGUUUCUGACAUGUCCCCAAAGUCUCAGCCUACACUGUGUGACCAGCGCAAAGACCUCGCCCUGCGCAGGACAGUCUCUGAGCCCAGUUUGAAAUGGAAGUUGAAGAAGCUCCUCAGUUCAAGGCCAAACCCGCUGCAGCGCAAGAUCAGUGCCCCCCCCGCCGUCAAGCACAGGACGGAAAAUCUGGACUCCUCCACCAGCAGUAGCAGCAACCCAGCAUCAGGGUGCAGCUCACCCAACGACAGCCUCCAUUCAGAUAACGGGCACCUCCCGCUGGCUCAUGAGGCGCAGAGGUUGCUGGCCCAUUUCACUCUGCCCUCCAACUCCACUGUCAUGCCCAACAUCACUGCUGGACUUCCUGCGCAGGCUGAUAAGCGAGCCAACCGGCCGUAUGCACUAUCGGCUCUGCAUCAGGUCUACCUGCCUCUGGAAGGAAGCAAUCCAGGCCUGGGUCAGCACCUGCAGCCUGUGCUCAUACUGGAACCGCACACGGGCCUGGUGCACACACAACUUGUCUCGUUUCAUGGUCUGAGCUCCAUUGCUCUGCAGCUGCAGCAGCAGCCUCACCUGUCCUCCCCCACCAGGAGGGAGGGUGCAGUUCCCUUCCACAAACCCCUGAAGCGAACACACUCAGAGCCCUCGCCCUACAGCCACUCACCCCUCACGCUGCAUGCCAGCCGUCACUCACACAUCCAGCACUCGCUGACUCAGCAAUACCACAAGAGCGGGCUCAAACAGAACGCACACCUGAGCAAGCUGACGACCAUUGAGAAGCCUCGCCUAACACAGAUCCUAUCAGAGGACAUGGACCUGGAGGAGAUCGGAUCAGGAUCUGGUUCGGGCCCCGGGUCCGUCUGUGAUUCAGAACCUGGCUCCAUGUGUGAGGACAGCUUCCGCAGGAGACAGAGCACUGCCAGCCCAGACUCAGUUUACGACACUGAAUCCACCACCUCCUCACGGGACAGCUUGAUCGAGCCCUCACACUCUCUCAGCCAGAGGCAGGUGAUCCUUAGAUCAGGUCUCCAGCAGGACUCCCAGAGUGGGCCUGCAUUCAUUUGGCCUCACCAGCCGCUGGGUCGGACCCAGUCCUCCCCGGCCUACACCUCUCUGCCUCCACACCCACACACAGCCAUACCUUCCCUGUCCCUGUCCAGCCCUGCAGCAGAAGCCCAGCUCCGCUUCACCACAGGUCUGGUUUAUGAUUCUCAGAUGCAGAAGCACCAGUGUACCUGCGGGGACAACAGCCGCCACCCUGAGCAUGCUGGGAGGGUCCAGAGCAUCUGGUCCAGACUAAAUGAAACAGGUUUCAGGAGCCAGUGUGAGCGCAUCCCCAGUAGGAAGGCCACUCUAGAGGAGCUGCAGUCAGUCCAUUCAGAGAAACAUGUUCUGCUGUUCGGCACCAACCCCCUCAACCGCCUCAAGCUGGACAACCGUAAACUGGCUGGAAUCUUAUCUGAACGGAUUUUUGUGAUGCUACCAUGUGGAGGAGUCGGGGUUGACAUCGAUACAGUCUGGAACGAGCUUCACACGUGGGUAGCUUCCCGUGUCGCUGCAGGAUGUGUCACCGACCUGGCACUGAAGGUGGCACAAGGAGAGCUAAAGAAUGGUUUUGCAGUUGUGAGGCCUCCUGGACACCAUGCAAACCACUCCUCCCCUCUGGGCUUUUGUUUCUUCAACUCCGUGGCCAUCGCUGCCAAGCAGCUUCAACACAAACUCAACGUCAGCAAGAUCCUCAUCGUGGACUGGGACGUUCACCAUGGCAACGGCACCCAGGAGGCUUUCUAUAAUGACCCGAGCGUGCUGUACAUCUCCCUCCAUCGCUAUGACAACGGCAACUUCUUUCCUGGUAGUGGACAUCCCAGUGAGGUGGGUGCAGGUGCAGGCGAGGGCUUCAAUGUGAACGUAGGAUGGACGGGGGGUCUGAACCCUCCCAUGGGUGAUGCGGAGUACCUGGCUGCAUUCAGAGCUGUGGUGAUGCCCAUCGCCCACGAGUUCUCCCCUGAUGUGGUGCUGGUGUCCGCUGGCUUUGAUGCCGUCGAAGGACAUUUGUCGUCACUGGGAGGCUACAAAGUCACAGCAAAGUGUUUUGGCUUCCUCACACGUCAGCUGAUGUCUCUGGCCGGGGGUCGGGUGGUCCUGGCUCUGGAGGGGGGGCAUGACCUCAAAGCCAUCUGUGACGCCUCUGAAGCCUGCGUCAGCGCCUUGCUGGGCAUGGAGGUGGAGCCUCUGUCCCAGUCCGUGUUGGACCAGAAGCCCUGUGAGAACGCCGUCCAGUCGCUGCAGAGAGUCAUCCAGGUUCAGGGUGAGUACUGGCACAGUGUGAAGGACUCGGCGGUGGACCUGUCCUACCUGCAGGCGCAGAGACGGAGGCUGAGGCGAGACUCGGACAGCGAGGCCGUCAGCGCCAUCGCCUCACUGUCAAUGGGAGUUUCCCCUGACAAGGAAAUGGAAGAAAAACGGACAGAAAAAGGUGAUUCUCUCUGAGGAAAGAGUCUACUGACAGCUGCCUUUGACCAAGUCUCUCUCUCUCACACACACACACACACACACACAAACCCACAGAAUUUGGACUAUCACUGGAAACAGAUGUCCUCCACUGUAUUCAUCGCCUCCCAAACACUCCUCCACCUGCAGACCUACUUCAAACACACACUGAGAUACAACAUCCACCUGCGCAACAUUCAUACUCUCUCAUGACGCCUCUACGUGUUGUCCUGAAGGGAGCGUUGGUUACUGAUCUGAGAAAAAGUUCAAAAAGAAAGACAACGAGAGGCGGAUUAAUGAAGGAUCUGCUCUCUCUUGAAGCGUCAGGAGCUGACAACUCACUUCUGACAAAGCACAGCUCUGCGACUUCACCUUGUAAAUGACUCCCACAAGAACUGUUGUAACCUUGAAGGUGGGGUCAAAGGUCACCCUGGCUUAGUGGAGCCAAUCACUCUGAGCAGAAGGAGUCAUCCCCGCAGGACGUGCCGGUGACGGAGACCAGACACAUCCUCCGCGUCCCACUAUGAUGAUGUCAUUUGUCCGACCGUGACAAAGAUGCAAUGAAGGACAAAGAUCUUCUGAUCGCUUUGCACUGCGCCGUUCUGGAAUGUGAAAGGUCGGCCAUGUUGACAAUCAAACGUCUUUGUUUGUUCAUGUUUUAUUUUUUUGAAUAUUCACUCAUUUGACCUUCGGCACACAUUUCUGCGAAUAUCAGCCGGAGAUGUUUAAGAAUCCAGUAUGAAGCUACAGUAAAGUCCGACAUACAUGUGUUUCAUAUUGUUUUGUAUGUCUGAAUAUUUUCUUAAAUCGCUUUUUUCUUUCUUUCUUGGCCUGUCGGGCGAGCACAUGCAGAAAGUCUGUGGACGGCUGCAGUUAUUGGUGAGGCUCCCCGGCAGAUAAAAGCAGCCUUUGAUGAAGGGCAUCUUUAAAGUGUAGACAUACUGUAGUUGUGUAACAGUGGCAUUAGUCACAAUGAAGAGCUAAUACCUCUCGUCAUUGGAGUAUCAAUAUCAGGGGAGAAGGAGAUUCUUUACACGUCUGCAAAGACACAAAUCACCCAUGAUGCCUCAGUACAGCGUGACCACUCAGAAAAUGAUUGUAUAUACGACGAUGCUGAUCACAUUUUGGAUCAUUCAAAGACAAACCUAAAGUGCACUUACCCUCAGGAUGGGAGGGGUCUUAAAAUCUGAACUUUGAUGAUGUUUGUUAAGUGGACCAGUGUUUCUACCUGUGGAUGAGCAUUCCUGCUGUACUUUUUUAUUUCCUUAUAUUUCCUUUAUAACGAGGACAUGACGUGUCCUUGGUUUGUCAUUGACGUGGCAGCGUUCUGUUUACCGUCAGCAGCGGGGAUGUUUUUGCGCCCCGGACCAAACAUACGAUUUUAGCAGUUAAGAUAGAGCAAUAGCACUGAGAUAGUUGAAUACCCACAGUGCAAUUGGACACAGGUUAAGCGCAACCAAAGUUUAUGAGAACAAUGUGCCGUCCCUGGACUGGCAUGGCUUAGAGAACUUCAAAGACUUUGAAGAGUUUGUGAAUUUUUCUUUUUUCUAUCCAAACAGUUGAACAGCACCAAAAGCACAGGAUGGAUAUAUAAACACAUUUCUUGAAAAAAACAACUAUUUAUACAUUCAGAUUCUGUGUCUUUGAAGUGCUUUUUACAUGUGUAACGCAAUGAAGACGGUGCUAUGGAUUUAAAAUGCAGUAUGUUUUAUUGUUUUGUUCCUUUCCUUAUGUUGCAUUGUGUAUGCAUCCAAAAACCUGCCGAAUCUUUGUUGAUGUUAUGAAAAUGUGAAGAAAAAGAAUGACGGCGAGUUUCAGCUCCAUAUCAUGAAGGACAGUCCGAGUGUAGCUUUUGCAGUUUUACAAAAGAAAUCAUGCAGCGACCUGACAUAUCAUAUGUCUUAUCUUUUGUCUUAAUUAAUGCAAAUGAUUUAUUUUUAUAUUUGAUAUCAAAAAUGAACCCUGUGCGUACUUAGAGACCAAAUUGUCCGCCUGUGUGCCUUGAAGUGUCAUGCUGACCAACCUUUGUGAAGGUAGCCUUAACAAACUGGAUCUUAAUCAAAACUGAAAGGCCAGUUUCAUUCUUAACUGACUAUGUAAAGUGUAAAUAUUGACUUUGUUUUUUGUCUGCCUUUGUCUUUUCUACUAUUUUUGUUUCCAAAUAAAUCCUUAAUAAAGGUUGAUUCUAUUAA